This is a messenger RNA of Candidula unifasciata, 401 nucleotides long. NCBI's taxonomy places the organism in Eukaryota, Metazoa, Mollusca, Gastropoda, Stylommatophora, Geomitridae. The record is from the annotation of a GenBank genome assembly.
AUGGCGAGCGCCGCAGCUCGCGUUUCAGGAUUUACUAUAGUUGGAACAAUUCUGAUCGCCAUCUCCAUCGUUUUAAUCAUCUUUGCUGAAGCGUUCCCCUACUGGCAGCAGGCUGAGAAAACCCGGGAGACAGGGAUCCCCAGUGUGGGUCUGUGGCAGGUGUGUUUUAGAGACGACGGCUACCCCGCUCCGCCCUGGGCCAACGAUGGCCUGGGCAAGCGUUACUAUGGCUGUAACUACGUGUUUGAUAGGGACCUCCGGAUGAUUCGCGAUUGGAUCUAUCCAGCACGAAAUAUCAGUUCAAAACAAACGACAAGAAUUCUUCCAAACAGCACACGGCAUCACUUGAGAAGAGUAGUUAGCAACAACAAACAAAAUAUGAUUUCUCUCACAAACGAGAU